AUUUUUUUCCUCCUACAACUCCUCGUCAUAUAAAUACAUCCAGAGAGAAGUACCUGGCUCAAAAUGAAAGUCAAUCAGACGAUAUCGAUUUCAACAAGCAAAGCCUUGCUGGUGCCAUAUGAAGCCCACCAUGUGCUCACCUACCAUGAGUGGAUGAAAGACCCAGCAAUUCAAGAGGCCACUGCGUCAGAACCUAUGACAUUGGAAGAAGAAUAUGAAAACCAGGAAUCAUGGCGAACAUCUCAUGAUAAACUGACGUUUAUUGUAUGCGAGCCAUUAAGCGGGGCGGCAAGCAACGAAAACGAUGAAGCACGACAAAUCAAGGCUCAAGUCGACGAUUCACCCGACAAAAUGAAAGGAGACAUCAACUUUUUCCUCUAUCUAGCUGACGAGGACGAUGAUGGUGACGAGGUUGCCGAACCACGAGAGAGCAGCACGAUACGUUUGAUAGGCGAAGUAGACGUCAUGAUAGCAAAUACGCAGCACCGCGGGAAAGGCGUGGGAGAAGCCGCAGUGCGAUUAAUAUUGGCAUAUAUACGGAGAAACCUACCUGAAAUACUGAAGGAAUAUGCACAAGGCGAGAAGCUGGACGUGGAGAAGGUGCAGCUUGUGGGGUUGAUGGCCAAGAUCAAGCAGGAGAAUACGGGAAGCAGGGCGCUGUUUAAGAAGCUGGGGUUCAAGCAGGAGGGAGAGGCGAAUUACUUUGGGGAGGUGAAGAUGGUGAUGGGCUGGGAGACGAAUGGGAGCGAAGACAUGGCGGAGGGUUUGGAAUAUCGAGAGCUGGACUAUGUGAUGUGAGUAUAGAUAGAUAUUUAUUUAUUCGUUGUGUAUUAGAAGCCAUGGUGUUGAGGAUUGGUAGGUCAUAAGGAUAUAGGGGAAUUGUUUUCCACCUUUUCAUUCCCUCCUCUUUUUCUAAAGGCAAUAUACCUAUAGAAGCUCAAUUGAGAUAUAUUCUGC
Trichoderma harzianum CBS 226.95 is the source of this 957-nucleotide messenger RNA. RefSeq lists its product as hypothetical. Gene Ontology annotation, molecular function: N-acetyltransferase activity. Lineage: Eukaryota; Fungi; Ascomycota; Sordariomycetes; Hypocreales; Hypocreaceae. Gene Ontology annotation, biological process: protein acetylation. The record is from RefSeq and is a predicted model, not a curated record. Bases 64 to 798 code for a protein of 244 amino acids. The transcript is spliced from 3 exons.